Nelumbo nucifera (sacred lotus) is the source of this 2654-nucleotide messenger RNA. RefSeq lists its product as uncharacterized. Gene Ontology annotation, molecular function: DNA-binding transcription factor activity, RNA polymerase II-specific; RNA polymerase II cis-regulatory region sequence-specific DNA binding. The record is from RefSeq and is a predicted model, not a curated record. Gene Ontology annotation, cellular component: nucleus. Gene Ontology annotation, biological process: regulation of DNA-templated transcription. Lineage: Eukaryota; Viridiplantae; Streptophyta; Magnoliopsida; Proteales; Nelumbonaceae.
GUCAGUCAGGUGGGAACUCCUCUAAAAAGAGUCCAGAGAUGAGAAGCCGUGUGGGUUUCUGUUAAAACACUUGUGCUGUUUCAAGCUUCAUCUCUCUUCUGCAACUGCUUUCCCUCCCCUUCAAUCUCUGUCAAUCUCUCCUCUGAUUUUUAUCUUCUCUUCUCUAUCGAUGAGGAUGACCUUGCAACAGUUUAGCACAACCAUCCCUCACCAAGAAGAGGAAGAUAUGACCAACGACCACCACAUGUAUGGUAAUGCACCAGACCAAUCAAAUGGUCUCAGCAGUUACUCCUCCACCACCUCCACUUCCUCUCCUUGUUCUUCUUCAAUGGGGAUGUUUGCAGAUAUCGGUUCUCUCUCCAUCAAUCCCAAGUCUGCUUCCCAAGAGAGUAAUGACUGUAAAAGCUUUGACAAGGAUAACAGGAGAGGUGGUUGGGCUUUUCCUUUUAUGGGAAACUCCACCAGCAGCUUGGAGGACCCCCACAACAGUGAAAGUGAUGAUGCUAAGGUCUCUGAAUCCAGUAAUGGGUUUGGAGAAAACAAUGCUAUAGCGCAAGACAAAUACAACAAGCACCCCCACAACUUUAAUGAAGAGAACCCAAAUGUAAAUUCAGUGAAUGGGAAGGAACUAGAUAGCGGGCAGUCAAAGCUUUGUGCAAGAGGGCAUUGGAGACCUGCAGAGGAUAGCAAGCUCAAGGAACUUGUUGCUCUUUAUGGUCCUCAGAAUUGGAAUCUUAUAGCAGAGAAGUUGGAGGGAAGAUCAGGCAAGAGUUGCAGAUUAAGAUGGUUUAACCAGUUGGACCCAAGGAUCAAUAGAAGAGCUUUCACUGAAGAAGAAGAAGAAAGGCUAAUGGCUGCUCAUAGAUUGUAUGGUAACAAAUGGGCCAUGAUUGCCAGGCUUUUCCCGGGGAGGACUGAUAAUGCAGUGAAGAAUCAUUGGCACGUUAUAAUGGCAAGGAAGUACAGAGAACAAUCUAGUGCUUAUAGGAGGAGGAAGUUUAACCAAACUGUUAGUAGACGGUUGGAGGAGAAUGGAAGCUUUGCUUGCAGAGAUGCAUCUACUACAAUAACAGAUUCUAACUGCCUCAAUCUCUACAAUGGAAGCUUCAACAACUCCUCUCCCUUCCCAUUUGCAGCUCUUUUUGGUGGUGGUGUUUCUGGAUCAAAUGGUUUGCCACACGUGACCAGUGGUGAUGAUUCGGCUCCCUUUCCUAGACGAGAAAUGUUACUUGGUUCUUCAAGUAGGAAUAACUUCCCGCCUCAUAGUGGGUUUUGUGCGGAGCAAGUCCCCUUUGAUUUCUUCUCCGGUACUAAGAACCAUGGCAUGACCGGACUUUUCGGGCAGAACAGGCAAUGGGAUAGGCCAAGCGAUGAUUCCUCCACCUUCACUGGUUUCUACACCACCCAGUCACCGAUGAUGCCAAUGCAACAGUCAGACCAGUAUCAGCCUUCUAGUUUCUCGGACUCCACAACAUCAACAUCCCAACUCUCAGUCACGGAAGCAUCAUCAUCUGUUGCAGACAAUAGCCGAACCAGCCAUUUCGAGAGCACCAUCUCGCCACCAUUUAUAGACUUUCUUGGGGUUGGAGCCACAUGAAGAGAAGACCAGGAAAAACUGGAAAAGAAAGAAAUUUCUAUAAGGAGUAGAUGUUGAAAGUUGAAACUGAAUGGUGCUCAAAAGAAGGCUCCUUUGGCACUAAAGGGCACGAAAAAUAUGGAAGUUCAUCAGUUUAGUAGUGGAGAGAUGAGCAAUAAUAAUAGUAUGAAGCCACCCCUUAACCAAAUCUCCUUGUGACCCACCACCCAGUUUAGAUAGCUGAUCAAAUGUAGAAGAAUAAUUAAGAUUAUUGUGCAGAACUGCAGAACCAAAUAGCUCGUUUUCUCUUUCUUUCUUCGUCAUUAUCUUGGUUUCACCGGAGAAGAUGACUUUGCCCGAUAACAUACAGGAGAAAACAAUAUUAAAUAAAUUGAAGAGAUGUUAGGAAAAAAAAAGCACCGGAUUGAAUAUCAUGUGAUGCUGAGCUCCAUGGUAGGAAACAAACUCCACCCAUUGAAACUAUAGCAUGGCCAUUUAAAUUAGAAGCCCCAUAGUAACUUGCCCAAGUUUAUCAGCUUCUGCUCUAAAGAGGACCUGUGCCAGAGAGAGAGGACGAAAUGUAUAAAACAUGUUUCCAGUUUGUCAAUCAACUGACGGUUCACAGGUUUAGUUGCAGAGAUUUGUAACCGAAUGGGGCAUUUAUGGAAGUGGAUAUCAUGCAAGGCCCAUAGGAAUACUUCUAUCACUCCUAUACAGAUCUUUUUGAAGUGGUCCCUAAACCAAAUUAAACAUCUCAAGUUUGCCUCCGAGAUUGAGAAAAAUUGAGCAAAAAGGAGUUGAUGAAAAUGUUGAAUUCAGAGGGGUGUUCUCUGGAAGUUUGUUCUCAGUUAUUCACAUGAAAUAACCCAUAUCGGAAGUUAAACACGCUAAUAAAAAUUCAUAGACCAAUGCUGAGAUAAGCCUCUCCAUGAGCCAAACGCAUUUGUGCAAGAGAGACUUUGGCCGUUGGAUGUCAUUAUUAUAUGAGAUGAGCCUGCAACCAUUUAUCUCGUCUUUUUGUUUGUAAUUGUUUCAUUCUCUCCUUUUCUUUAACUCUUGAACAGACGUUUAGAUGUCA